CUCUCUGCCGCUCUUUCUCUCCCCGACCGUGGUAUACAACCAUGUCACACAGAAAGGCAUGGUAACCGUGAAUCUGCACCGUAGUGGUAACUUUUGUACCGGUUCGCGUAUGAACCUACCUUACCUAUAGUACCUACCUACUGCUGCCCCUCCGAUCAGGAAAGAGCGACUCUGCACCUGCAUCUUUGUUUACAUCUCCCUUUUGCGCCAUCACUCCCCCCCCUUCAACCCACCUCGAUAGCUUUUCGCUCAACUACGCUCUCUAUCUCGCCAUUUGACUUUCCAACCUUUACCCACCAACCUACCUAUCUAGAAAGCCACACGUACUUGUUCCCAUGAUAGCUUCUCGCCCCACUUAUGGCGCUCAUUGAGAGCAAUCGAUCCCUGGAUCUCGCCACGACUCAACUCCUUUGAAUAUACCCUCUUAUGAUCACAUGCGCCAGCGCGAUCCGCCACCUACAGCAUGGUUGUCCUAACUCGUCCGCCGGGCGCACUGUCGCCCGACACGCUGACAGCGUACUAUACCACUGAACCUUUGCUCUCCAAUUCUCCUGUCCUGGUUCUCUAUGGGCCUGCUACCUCGGCCAAUGCCACCCUCAACACGUCGCACAUUCAGGCCCAUGUCUUCACCGCCGCCGGCUUGCGUUCCUAUCCGCGUUUGACUGUGUCUCCCAAUUCCCCUCUCUACGCGUCCGUACAUCACCUUCCUCGCGAUCAACAGGGAGAUGAAGUCUGCCGAGGGUUGGCGGUGAGCUUGGCAAGAUACUUUAGGGAUACCCCGCAGCCCGUCAAACACGCCUGGCUGAGCUCCUUGUCAUCGGGGAAUGAGAGCAUCGGUCGUACCCUGUUCCGCGAAGCCCAUAUUGGUGAAUUAGCAAGUCGGCUAGAGAAGGUCGAGGACACUUUGACGGUGAUUGAGGAAGUGCAGGCGGCUCUGGCAGAGCAAUUCUUAUCAUGGAUCGACGUCGACCUGGUUCUUCCCGCCGGUUCGAUUGCAGAGCGCGCCUCAACAGCCGAAGAGGCCCAGGAUGUUGAUCUCCCUGGGGAUGAAAACAAUACGCAGGAGCGAUAUGGCCAAUGCGGCCCCCUGGUGAGCUUAUUCGGCUCUCCUGCUUUUCUUCCCACCUCCAAAAUGCGCCGGGCGCCUUCGAAACCGACAGCAAUUGGACGGAGCAAGUCUCUUCUGAAGAAUCAAAAAGAAGCCCUGCGGAGAGAAAUGUGUGAGUUGGUCGACACGGAGGAAAGAUAUGUCAGCAAAGUGUAUGAUCUCUUGGUAAACGUUGCCGAUGACUUUCGUCAGAAAGCUCGCAACAAAUCGGCAGUUAGCACGAGCCCGAACGAGAAAGCCUUGGCAGACCUCUUUCCUCCAAGCUUAGACGAAAUCUUUGAACUCAAUAAUGGCUUCCUUGAGGCAAUCCGCAUCAGUUUGGAUGAAACUGCCGUCGGCGCUGUUGAGGAUAUGCAAACCGAUACCACCGAGACUCCGGCCUCUGAAGCGGCAAGGCACUCGCGUGAUCACGACCCGACGGGCACUCUGGCAUUCUCCAAAUUGUUGCUAGAAUGGUUCCCCAAGUUCCGCGCAUGCUAUUCGGAUUAUAUGCGUGCCAGCACCAAGUUUCCAGUCAUCCUCAGCGGCUUUACAAAAGACGUUGGAUCGAGUUUUUCGAAACGAGUACAGCAAACGGGCGAACAACGUCUCAGAUCGCUGCUGAUUGAACCCGUACAGCGUCUUCCACGUUAUAGUCUGUUCAUUGAUAACAUGACCACGCUCUUGCCUGCAACACACCCGGCUCUGAAACGUCUGCUAAAGGCACGUGACAUUAUAACGGACAUUUGUUCAUUGGAAUCUUCGUCGACGGAUGAGCAGUCGCAGGUUGUCUCACGCUUACGAAAUCUAAUCUCUUCAUGGCCCCCUUCGCUGCAGCCACGCGGGCGGCUCAUCACCGCAGCUGAUUAUACCGAGAUUCCGGCUCCUUUCCGUUAUGAUGUGGCUGCUGAUGACCAAGAAGCAGGCUUGUUUCUCCUCUUCUCGAGCUGUUUAGUGUUGGUACGCAAGGCAAACGAAAGCGCCAUCUCAGCACGUGGCGUCUUGGCUGAAGCCGACAGACCGACGACGGUGACGAUAGCUGCAUCUGUUGCUGCGGCAAUCGACGAGAAGCGAUCGUCUCCGGAUCUAGUCUUUGCCGGUUCCAUUGGACUUGACGCCUUGCGUUUUACUGAGACUUCUGACGGCCGCUGCGUGUGGAUGAGAUGCGCUCCGCUCUCUAUGGAAUCGAGCGCUCUGAAAUGGAACCAUUUGCCCAGGGGUACCGCAGACGUACGGCUCUUCCGGCUCUCUGGCUCUUACGAAGACAGGGUUGCUCGCUGGUCGGAAGAUUUCGUUAAAGCUCGGAUCGAAGGUCGUUUCACCGAAGCUGAACGUGAAAACAGGAAAUGGGGCUUCCGGUCUCUCAAGGAUCCGGCAGCUGGUCUCUCCAUGUGUACGGCGGUCUUUGAGCAGAGGAGCACUCGAACAAAAGCCAAUUUGUCUUUGCCUGCAAGCAUCACAUUGAUUGUGAACAACCCACGAGAAGCCGAAACUGCUAGAUCCGGUAUGAAUCACUCGGAAAUUGUUGCAUCGGUAAUGAUCAGAGAAGACGGUCUUUGUGAUCUAGAGAUCACUGGUGCCGAUGACAGUUAUUCAUUUGAGACAGUGAGCCCAGAUGGCUUCAUGCCGGCCUUUACUCGAAGGGUCGAAAACUUCCUCCUGGAAGCCAACACGAUUGGCAACCCUUCGCUCACGCCAUUCCUCCUUUCUUUCCACAAUCGAAUUUUAGACAACUUGACUAUAAUCUUCGAGGGAGAUCAAUAUCGCCCACGCUUGUUCCGGCCUACUUCGCCGGUGAAGAUGCUAUCCAAUUUCCUUGGAGGGGGUUCUGUAAGGGAGAAUCUCAGCACAUCUCGGGCUGGCUUGCCCAGCUCCUUGAUGAUGACAUCGACAACAAAAUUACCCCCUCCGCGACCGCCGUCACGGGUGAACAGUCACAGAAAGGCAUACAGCGAGGAUACUGGCACAAAGAUUACGAUGGUUCAGACCAGCAACGCUGAGGAGUCGACAGACCCAGUUCAGAACUUGGAAGAUACCCUAGCAACUUAUGUUCUUGCACUGCAUUGCCGCAAAGGUAACGUGGUUGGAAAGGUUUUGCGGAAUCGUGCUGCCGCAGAUGAGCUUGAGGUGAAUGAAAUUUAUAAUUCCCUAUUAGAGGAUCCCACACGACAUCAACAAGCCGCAGAAGUCUCAGUCGAUGUCUUGUUCUCCGCGUUUGAAAAGUUUCUUACUGUUGCAUGGAAAGAGCGUUUCGGUGCAGUAAUGGAACGCUCCACAUGGAGCUCACUCCAAGACAAGUCAGAAACGUUGCUACCCAAAGACUUUGCGGCCUAUUUCAAGGAGAAGCUCAGUGAACUGGCACCACAAAAUCAGAGGGCGUUCAAACUCAUUAUUCGAUUGUUUGCCGAUUUACUUGAUGGUGCCGGGAAUGACGGUGAUUGCGGCGCCUUGACGGCGACAUUUGCAGAGGUGUUAGUCCCAGAUGGGAACGCUUACGAAUAUAUUACACUUCUUGACCGUCUUGGAGAGGAUGUAGAGAUCCUCUAUAGUGAUAAUAUCUCAAGUGCGGACAAGGAUGGUUCCAUUAGCGGGUCCAUGGAUUCUGCAAGACGGAUGAAAUCGGGACAGAUUGGAUCUGUUGGAUCCGACACAUCUCUCCGCAAGAGAUUUGGCUUUGGAACCUUGACCCGGGAAAGAAGCAAGUCGGAAGCGGAACCCAAGGGUAAUUCGGUUUGGCGGAACCUGGGUAAGACAUCGCGGGGAGCUGCAGCAGGCAGCGUACCCAGCAGUCCCAGCCCUACUAAGAAUCCUUUGUCCCGGUCGAAAUCAAGCGACCUUGAUGGUCGCAUGACCAUUUCUGGCCGACCAUCUUCUCGAGAUCGCCCGAAUCUGUUUUCUGCAUUCAGUUUUGAUGGUCGACCAGGGAGCUCAAGUACCAAUGCAUCCUUGGAGAUGAUUGGAGAGGGAGUCGCCGCCGACCAUCAAUCACCAAAAUACAGGAGGAAGCGUCGUAGCUCCCUGUCGGACCUAAGAUCGCUCCACGGUUCCGACACUUCACCCGUAUGGUCUGAAUCAAAAGAGACAACUCCUUUGAAACGAUCGACAGAUUCUAUCCGGAAUCGACCUCUGUCCCAUACCGGCGCCUUGGACUUUCGAUUCGAUAUGCCCAAAGAACUCGUAGCGCAAGAUCGAAAGGAGAAUACUUCGGCUCUACCCGGCCUUCCUCCUCAAGAUCAGACAGUAGGCCGAGGCCGAGGAUAUUCUUCCCCAGUGAAGACGACCCUGACUGAAAGAGCUCAUAACAUUGGCUCCGAGGACGCAACCGCCUCGCCGUCUCCUCGGGGAUUGAGAAAGCGCCAUGACACGAUAUCAGGGAUUCCCACAUUGAAAGGAACAUAUCGAGAUCGAGCGAAUACGCGAACGAGUAUUGUCGCCCAAACAAUGACACCGAAGAAGUUGCCUACUUCUCCACAGCAACGACCUUCUUCCUCCCCACAGAAGGUGCCUGCUUCGCCAUCAAGGCCGCCCUUGCCGCACCAAAAGUCCUCUUCCUCGUCUCCCCAGAAACUGCGGAUGCAAAGCCCGCAAAAGCUCCGUGAACGUCUACAAAGCGAACAAAAAGCCAUCCAGGGCGCCGAAGAGUCGCUCCAGGCGGAACUCUCCAAGAUUGGCGCGGAAAUGUCUGCAUUAACGUCGCGCUCUCCGCAGAGCACAUCUACACCUCGUUCGCUCUUUAACCUUGAGCUCACUCAUCUCAGCAGCCAAAUCACUGCGCUUGAGUUAAAGCUUGCAGAAACAUUGACGGGCCUCAAAAACUCAAACGAAGCAACCAGACAAGACGUGGACACAUCAAUGACCAUUUCAGAGAAAAAAGCAAAGAAGCUGGACGAGCUAUACCGCGAAGCCAACGCUGAGAACGAGGCCCUCUAUGACAAGUUCAACGAGGAAUUAGUCAAAGUGCUCAAGAGCGUCCGCGGCGGCGAAGGCGAGGAAGAAAUGAGAAGACAGCUGAAAGAGGCUCAGGAGGAAAGGACGAGGGCAGUAAGAGAAAACAUGAGACUGAAGCGGGAAAAUGCAGGCUUGCGUGCACAGUUACGAGGGGAAUAAUUUUCAUUGCAUUUGGACAUGACAGUUGGC
Messenger RNA from Xylona heveae TC161, 5224 nucleotides. RefSeq lists its product as hypothetical. Bases 464 to 5194 code for a protein of 1576 amino acids. The record is from RefSeq and is a predicted model, not a curated record. Gene Ontology annotation, molecular function: guanyl-nucleotide exchange factor activity. Lineage: Eukaryota; Fungi; Ascomycota; Xylonomycetes; Xylonales; Xylonaceae. The transcript is spliced from 3 exons.